GUUUGCUCCUCUGCUCACAACAGUACAGUACACACUCUGGUAGUGGCAGCAACCAACACAACUGAGUCCAGCAGUCUCUCCUCAUAGCUUCAGCGGCUUCUGCUCUGUAUAAACUAGCCAUUUAUCAUCAAUCAUGGCCGCCGGAGUACAAAUUUAACUCCCGUCUUUCCUCCCUGUCGUCUGGAGGGGAGGAUUUUUUUUUCUUUUUAGGUUUGAAGAAGCAAAAAAUAUUAGCCCCCCACAGUGAUUUGGAUUUCCUCCUGGAAUUACAAUACAGCUCACAAGGGAAAUACCAUUCAUGUCAAUACUUCAAAAUGCAGCCGCCGCCGAGGAAGGUCAAAGUGACACAGGAGCUGAAAAACACUCACACGGAGCAGAUGACAAGACUGCACUUUAAAAACCAGACUGAAUGUGACCUGUUGGAAGACAUGAGGAGCUACAGUCUGAAGAAGGGACAGCUAGAACGAGACUAUGCACAGGCUCUGCAGAAGUUAGCGAGCCAGUACCUAAAGAGAGACUGGCCUGGUAUCAACCCCGAUGACCAGAGAACAGACUAUAGGAAUGUGUAUGCAGUGUGGAGGUCCUAUUUAGAAGGUACAGUGCAGGUGAGCCAGUCCAGGCUCAACGUAUGUGACAACUACAAGAGUCAAGUAUCAGAGCCUGCUAAGACUGUUAGGCUCUAUAAGGAGCAGCAACUCAAAAAGACCAUAGAUCAGUUAAGUGGCAUUCAAGCAGAGCUGCAGGAGUCGGUGAAAGAGUUGGCCAAAGCCAAGAAAAAAUACUACGACUGUGAGCAGGUUGCCCACGCUGUACGAGAGAAAGCCGACAUAGAGGCCAAGUCCAAACUGGGUCUGUUUCAGUCAAGAAUUAGUUUACAGAAAGCAAGUGUAAAGUUGAAAGCUAAGAGAAGCGACUGUAACUCCAAAGCGACACAGGCCAGGAAUGACUACUUGCUAACGCUAGCUGCUGCCAACGCUCACCAUGACCGCUACUACCAUACAGAUCUACUGCACUGCAUACAGGCCUUGGAUGGCAGAAUCUAUGAGCAUGUGAAAGACUACCUGGUAUCUCUGUGUCGUACUGAGCUGGAGGCCUCACAAGCUACACACAACACUUUCCAGUUCCUUUUGGACAAAUCCACAAGGAUAAUACAGGAGUUUAACCAGCAGUUGUUCAUGCAAGAGAAUCCCGUGUUUCACAAAGCACACGACUUCCAGUUCCAGCCCAGCGAAUGUGACACGACUCUGAGCUCGGUGCAGCAGUUGGUGGACAUUGAGCCGUCGCCCGUCAGUGCCAUGAGAAUGACCCUGGCACAGAGUCGUCAGCUGGAGUCGGAGUCGGGGACGACGGAGGAGCACAGUUUGAACAAAGAGGCCAGGAAAUGGGCAACAAGAGUAGCCAGAGAGCACAAGAACAUCAUUCACUGCAAGAGAUCUCUGGAGGAGUGUGAGAGCCACGGCCUGCCUCCCACAGAGCAGGGCAGACUAGAUCUGGAGCUGAAGAUAGAAGACACCAAAGAAAGCAUGCGCAAAGCUGAGACAAUAAAGUUGAAAGCUGAAGCACGGUUGGACCUUCUACGGCAAGUGGGGGUUGCUGUGGAUACGUGGCUGAAAAGCGCCAUGAACCAGGUGAUGGAGGAGCUGGAGAAUGAACGCUGGGCCAGCUACACUUCCCACGAUCCCUCACUGUCGGGCACAGUGGACUUGGAGCGCGAAGAAGGCGAAGAGUGUGAAGAGAAUAUGGAGGUUUUUGAUGACAGCAGUUCCAGUCCUUCGGGAACCCUGCGCAACUACCCACUAACCUGCAAAGUCCUGUACUCAUACAAGGCCUCUCAGCCAGACGAGUUAACUAUUGAUGAACAGGAGAUGUUGGAGGUCAUUGAGGAUGGAGACAUGGAGGACUGGGUCAAGGCACGCAAUAAGACAGGUCAAGUGGGAUACGUCCCAGAGAAAUACCUGCAGUUCCCGACCUCCAACAGCCUGCUGAGCAUGCUCCAGUCUCUGGCUACGCUUGAUGCCCGAUCACACACCUCGUCCAACUCUACGGAGCCCGAGCUGCACUCUGGCUGCAUCAAUGGAGACACAAACAUGGUGUAUGUCCGCGCACUUUACGAUUACGAGGGCCAGGCAGAUGAGGAACUGUCCUUCUGCGAGGGAGCUGUGAUCCGUCUGUUGAGCCGUGACACUCAGACGGACGACGGCUUCUGGGAGGGCGAGCUGAACGGGCGGGUGGGUGUUUUCCCCUCCGUGCUGGUAGAAGAUCUCACCGAGAACGGGGAGACCAGUGGAGGAGGGACAGGUGACACACAGAUCUCUCCAUCUUUAAAGUUGCCAUCCUCUCUGCCGCCUCUCCCGCUGUACGACCAACCUCCCAUCAGCCCCUUCACCAGCCCCGAGACCUCCACCCCACCUCCUCUGCCUCGCUCACCCUCUACUGCACUUAAUGGGGAGCAUAAACCUCCGCUACCCGCCUCGUCGCACAAAGGGCCGCUGUCCACCCACAAUCAAAGCUCUGGCAGGAGUCCAGUGUCUCCUGGAUUUGCUCAGACUCAGCCGCUGCGGUUCACUCCUGAAGGAGGCCCUGGCAAACUACGACCAGUGCGAGCUGCUCCUCCUCCACCCAAACAGCAUCCCCGGCGACAGCAGGAGAAAAGCGACAAGACGGAGGAGGUGGAGAUCACGCUGGUGUGACAGACAGACAAGCUGACGGGCGGCUACAGGCACACAAAAAAAUUAAAACAGAUCAAAGACAGACGUAUCCUGCAGGCUGAGGAGCCGGACUGCUCUGAACUGAAGUCAGCGUAAAUAAAGUGAUAUGAAGUAAAACCGAAGUGAAGCACGUCGACCCCCUCCGGCCGCUCCGCAUCUUCUCUCAUCCUCAAGUUGAGGAGGGGAGCAGAGAGAGGGGACAAAGCCAGAGUAUCCAGUUAAAUAAUCUCUGUAUUAGCUUCCUAAUGAAGUGCAGCAGUAGCUGCCCCCACAUGCCUCUUCACCCUCCCCUAUCUUUCCAUUCUUGCCUUAAAACCUCACCUCAGUGGGCAGUAAACCAGAGCACGAUGAAGAGGAGGAAGAAUGUUUGGAGAGGGGGAGUGUGAGGAAAAGUUAAUGAUGGGUUUGGCAAGUUUUCUUCUGUCUUGUUAGGCUUACUUUAAGAUAAGGAACACAAUUUAUCUCUGCUACAUUUCAAGUUUUUCACUCAGUUGCUAAUAACUAAUCAUGAAGUAUUAAAAAUGUUUUAGAGCCCAAGAGCUGACCAAAUGCAGGUGGGGUUAUCAAACAAGACAAAUACAUAACUGAACACAUAAAUAGUAAGUUAGUAGGAAAAAAUACUUAGUUCUUCAAUCAGUUGAUGAAAUAAAUUAAAUGCUAUUUAUUUAACUCUUCUAUUUGUCUAUUCCCUUUUAUACCCACAGACAUAUGAGCUAAACGGCUAGUAUGUGGAGGGCCAUUUAAGAAACCAGUAAAUAAUCCUUUCUAUGGACAGAAUAUGUUUUCACCCAGAUACUUAAAAGAUCCUUAGAGGAUUCAAGAGAUGGAUUUGAAGCAGCAGAUGGCAUUCUUAAGCAAAAUUGGAGUUUUGCAGACAUCUCUGGUGAAGUUUCUUUUGAUAAAACCAACAUUUUGCCCCGGUUCUGCCGCAAAUUGGGGCUAACACAGCCCUCUGUUGUGAGGGAAGGUGAAUCGUAAAUUGAUGAAUGAUUAAAAGGAAGGUAAAAUGAAUUAGUUUUACUUUAUCAUCCCACUGCUGCUCAAAGCUUUUUUUUUAAACUUGUCUGAUACCUUUCACUACAUUUUGUAAGUGUCAUGGCUCUAUCAAAAGUAAGCUUGAUGAAAGGAAAUAAGGAGGAAACUUGCUAAAUUUGUCAUAUUUUGGAGUGAAGUGGGGGUUCAAGUCAAUGGACAGAGAAACUGAGCCCCAGACCUUCCCUCGCCAUAUAUAGUCAUUAUCACAAUACGUAUUUAAUGUGUAUUAGUACAGUACAUUACUGUUGUCAUAGGAAUGUUAUGCACAGCGUUUAAUAUAGACUAACUCAGCUGAAUGGAAAACCAUGUCUGAUAUGUAGUGGAAGUUUUAUCUUCAUCUUAUACUGAAAGGGCGUUUGUAAAUACAGUGGGAAGGGGAGAUGAAAGGAGAGAAGGCAGGAGAGGAUGAAAGACAACGAGAGACAAAAGGAGGCUGGAUCCUCCCCUCUGCUCUUCACCUCUCCUCGCAUCCCUCCUUUACAUCUCCCCCUCUUUUCUAUAAUGUCUGUUCUGUCCGUUGGCAGUCAGUGUGAAUCAGUGGCUAUCAUAUACACACAUACAGUUACUUUAUAUUGCACACACGUUGCUAUAUCUUCUCUCAUUCUGUGCGCUGUGUGUUUGUAUCACAGGUUGGUUCGGGAGAAGGCCGACGGUGCUUUGGAAGGCACCGAAAUUGUUGGUAUUCACUAUGUGGUGACAGAGAAAAGUUUUAUUUGCGAUGAUAUAGACACUGAAAAAUAUCUGGGGAGUCAGGAGUUUUCCCGAAGCACAGAAUGAACUCUAUAGCGUUUCUCCCUGCAGAUCAUAUCUCCUCUUACAUUGAUUUUCAUCAUUUAUAACAUUGUUCAGUUCAGCCAUGACGUAUGUCCUUGUUUACUUGACAUGCUUUACAUUCGCUGGUGUUAUUAUUCUCUGUUGUUCCGACAAGCUUCCCCAUCACAUCACGAUGUGAUUGUAGCUAUUUAAUGCAGCAGAGAAAACAUUCAGAAAAAACAAGUGAACCUUUAACUUUUCCUUAUCCUUUCAUUGUGUCUUACAUUUCAACUUUAAUUAGCGAUGGUGGAAACAGAAAUCAAAAGAGGUGUAUAAAGCAAAUAUAUCACGGAUGGAACUAGCAAAUGACAUUCAAAUGGAGCUAAGUGCAAAUCUGUGGUGUUUUUUACUCAAAGUAAAUAAAUCUCCCCCCUUACAUACCCUUCAAGCCUUUAAAACUCCUUGCCUAAAGGGCAGCGUAGCACUUUUAAUUUAUUUUUACCUUCCCUGGAAAGUAGCAGUACCUUUGCAUAGCAUCAGCAUGAAUAGAAAACACUCUGAUGAAUCACUGUAGCUACAAAUACAGCAGUCAGAGUUAUUCUUUUUCAUUCUGAUUCUAUGGACACUCUUUGUUUCAGUGUGACUGAUACUUUUAUGGAAAAAAAAGUAAUUCUCUUCCAAAGAGAUGGAGAGAUGAUUGUGGACAGUGUCAUUUGGUGUUAAUUUAUAAAAAGACAAAACAAGAUCACAUUACGGGAUGUUUUGAAUGCAGAUAUGGAGGGAAUGUGUUUUUCUGGUCUCGGGAUAGGCCUGGCUGUUUGUGAGUGUGAUUGUUUAUAAGAGAGAGGAGGAAUUUUGAUCAGAUCUAUGUUUGUCUCUGAAGAUGUGUCCCAGUUCCUUAUUACAUAUUACCAAGUUUUGAGUUCAAAGAGUGUUCGCGCUGAAUAAAUAACAACUUAAAGUUUACUGCUGAAUGUCAGUUUGGUACUUAUUUGACUUUUUUAGUUAGUUUUUUAGUGUUUGGUUGUUAGAUAUCCCAGAAUGCAGUGGAGAAGCUGCUCACAGCUCGAAACAUUUCAGACUUAUUGUUCUGGACUCCAGAAAUGUGAUGGUAAACAUAGGAAAAGAUUUCUCUCUAUUAAAGAUAUUUUCAAUGCUCCGAAGUUGCAGUUUUGCUGUAUUAAAGUCUAUUCAUUUCUUGUAUUCUAACUGCAAAAAUAGUUUAUUUGGAGUAUGAAAAUCACAGUAUUGUAUUGGUAUGUAGUUUCGUGUUGGGACACAGCUUUAGGCCUCAUUCAAGAAGAGAACAAACGUCUCAAUCUGAGUUCAAAGUGAUUGGUUUCCUCUUUGCAAAGUGGAGAUGAAUUAUAUCGGAUUGAGAAAAGUGAUGCGAGAAAUGAAACCACAACAUUUUUUGUAGCAUCCACACCUAACAAACUGAAGCAUGCUGGAAUUAGUUACUCUUUCAGAUACGAACCUCUGCUCUUCUGCUGUUGUAGGACUUAGCAUGACUUGGAACAGCGACUUGAACAGCAGCCUCUCCUUGAUCUCUCUGAGAUCUUAUUUAACGGUUUUCAAACUUGUUUUGAAGUUUAUGGUUUGGAGCAGCGUCCACAGAACUUUCCACCAUAAAUGCUCUAUCAGUCAGUCUUAUCAAGUAUAAAAUUUAUGGCUUUUUGUUGCCAGUUGCCUCUUUGAACAUGAUUAUUUUCCCUUUUUAACAGUCCCUUUGGUCCGCUACAGUGUUCAAUUUUUAUUGGUAUGAGCCUGUUUUUUUUUUGUUUUUUUUUUUGGUUUUUAUGUUUUAUAUAAUUCUUUAUUUUUCAUGCGCAGAUUUGGAGCAGCACAGCUGCUGUUAUAAACGAUGUGGUGGAUAAACUGGCCUUCUCUCUCUUCACAGACUGUUGCCAUGGUGACAAUAAUGAGAACAGGUGCAAAAGUCUUUCUGCAUAUUAUUAUUGGCUGUACAAAAAAUAAAGUUUGUAUUUAUUGUGUACAAAUGUUAAUUAAUAAAAAAAUACGGAAAAGUU
Molecule: messenger RNA, 6526 nt
Organism: Amphiprion ocellaris (clown anemonefish)
Lineage: Eukaryota; Metazoa; Chordata; Actinopteri; Pomacentridae
Product: F-BAR and double SH3 domains protein 2
Exons: 22
Coding region: 315-2690 (791 amino acids)
Biological process (GO): regulation of actin filament polymerization; neuromuscular synaptic transmission
Cellular component (GO): recycling endosome; neuromuscular junction
Molecular function (GO): protein binding
Source: RefSeq, a predicted model, not a curated record